AUGAGCUGUGGAAGUGUCCUGCUCUGUCUGGGGCUGCUCUCUGUGCUUGAUGGGGCAGUGUCGACUGCAAUCAGACCACAGCCCCCUCACUUCCCUCAUCCUCCUCCUCCUCCCCCACCCCCUCCUCCACACCUCUCCCUCGGGAUGAACUUCACCGAACUCGACUCCCGCAGCUUCCAGGGCAUGCCUCCACAGGGGCCCGAGCCAGACUACUCCUACUGUGAGGUCCUGAUGGAGGCGCCGGUGCCCCCGCCCAUCGACAGCGUGCCCUGGUUCUGUUUCUGCACGCACUGCAAAGGAACGGCAGGGCCCAAGGGGGACCAAGGAGACAUGGGCCUUCCAGGCCCUCCAGGAAGCCCUGGGCGUCGAGGGUUCAUCGGGUUCCGAGGUUCUCGGGGCUUUAUCGGCCGGCAGGGACUCAAAGGUCAGGAAGGCGAGACUGGGGAGAAGGGAGAUCAAGGGAGGAGUGGAUGGCGUGGUGCUAAGGGAGACAUGGGUCUGAAAGGUGACAAGGGCGACCAGGGCACAGAUGGGUUGCCAGGAUUGAGAGGGCCCCAGGGAAUGCCCGGACAGUGCCCUGCCGUGUGCAAGGGAGAGGGCAGACUAGGAGAGCCAGGGCUCGCAGGGCCAGCGGGUGAUAAAGGGGAAUCAGGCAUUGCUGGCCCCCCGGGAAUGCCAGGGCAGAACGGAGACCUGGGAGAAAUGGGUCCCAGAGGGGAGCCAGGGCUCAAUGGCAUGAAAGGCGACCAGGGUGAGCAAGGGGUGUGUGAGUGCACAGAUGGGGAGAAGGGAGCUCAGGGAGAGGGGGGCCCACUGGGGCCUCGGGGGUUAAUGGGGGAGCCAGGUCCAAAAGGGAGUGAGGGGCUCCAUGGUCACAUGGGUGAGAAGGGAGAUAUGGGGGACAGAGGGAUACCGGGACCCUGCUCCCCUACUGUUCAGUCUGCAUUUUCAGCAUCCCUGAGAGACAACUACCCCAGGCCCAACCUGCCAGUGCCUUUCACGGAAGUGAGCUAUGAUCUUCAAGGGCACUAUAACCCACAGUCCGGGAUCUACAUGGCACCAGUAAAUGGCACUUAUGUCUUCUCUUACCACCUGUGCACCUUCAGUAAGGUACUCACGGUGGGCUUAUUCCAGGACUACAAGCCCGUUGUCAAAAGCACACAACUCAAUGACCUGGGCCAGGCGUCUCAGAUGGUGGUGCUCCACCUGAGUGCCGGGGAACGGCUCUGGCUUCAGGUUAAAGACAGCAACACCAACGGGAUGUACACAAGCACUGAAAGCAUCAGCACCUUCUCUGGCUUCCUGCUGUACCCGGAUGCCUGUGACGCUUCUCUGAGCAGAACCUUCCCACUGAACAGUGACUACGCUGAUUACAGCUGGGGGGAUGACGACUCCGUAAGCGAGCCCACCCCCGGCUCUAGCACCUCCUCACCCUAACACCACAGCCUUCCUGUCCCCCUCACCCUGGAAAAAAAGGUGCCAACUCCUCACUGAAACAGGAUUCCCCCUCCUCCCAACUUGGUUGAAUAAAACAGCCAAAUACCACUGAAAACAGUCAUUGGUCUCUACCAAAGUUGCUAAGGUAUCUCUUUAGAAAGUACAUAUGGCAUGUUUUGGCUUAAUCUUUCUCAUUGGCCAUGUUUAAAACCUCAGCAAGCUGUGCAGUAUCUGAACUGUGGAUCCGUCCUGUUUAGAACCCCAGGCACUCCCUUGUUACUUAUGGGGCCGGGAGGGGGGUAAGAAGUUGAAGUGAAGCAGACUUUGGCACCUUUUCUUCAGCUGAGUAGUUUCUUUUAAGUUCAGUGCUCCCUCUAUAGGAAAACUUCAAAUUGUGUCUAAUUAAAGUGAAGCUUUAUACAAUGUAAAUUUGAGAAAUAAAAACACUAUGUCAGACUGUUUGAAAAUAGUCUGUUUGAAAAAAAUCCUAUCUCUUUAAUUUACUAUUCAGAGAAGCGUUUUUUUCUAAUUCUUCUUCAGUGAUAGGAAACAAUGGUUAAGGACUGAGAAUUAACUUGUUUUUUUGGUACAGUCUUAUAUAACCCUAAUGGCAGUCUGUGUUAAAUGAGCAGUUGUAUUCUGUGCUAAGAUAUAAUGCGGGGAUGAGUAUCGCUCUGCAUCAUUCUUGAAAGCGUGGUCAUUACCCAGUUAACAAAUCAGUUAAGAUCUUUUAAACAAAUAUGUGUUGAACUACAAAAUGAGAAUUUUUAAAGAAUUGAUACCAUGGCUUUAACCCAGUCAAACUGAGGAUGUGCACAUGUUUAAAAACAAGCUGCUACUGCUUCCUGGUUCAUAAUCACUUCUAGUGAUGACCUACAGUGGCCAUGAUUUAGUACCAGGAAGCAGCUGGUUUCACUUUGAAUCCAGAGCUAAACAUGAUACCACUUGGUUUUAGACUUGAUGGUUAAGCCUGAGUGUAUAUGAUCUGCAUUUAAAUUGUUUGUCGUAAAAUGUAUUGAGUGUGUUAAUAUCAUGUUUAUUUACAGAAAGCAGAAUGAAUGUUAUCCCCUUAAAACAUACAAAACUGAUUUGCCUCAAUGCCAUAAGAUGUGAUGUAUGCAAUAAGCCAAUGAGCAAUA
Acipenser ruthenus (sterlet) is the source of this 2576-nucleotide messenger RNA. RefSeq names its product inner ear-specific collagen-like. Lineage: Eukaryota; Metazoa; Chordata; Actinopteri; Acipenseriformes; Acipenseridae. The record is from RefSeq and is a predicted model, not a curated record. Gene Ontology annotation, molecular function: protein binding. The transcript is spliced from 4 exons. Bases 1 to 1437 code for a protein of 478 amino acids.